AUAAAAGGUCCUUAUCGUAAUUGACACGUUUCCGAGAUAAAUGACGUCAAAGUCAAAUGAUGACGUAUCAAUAUGGCCGCGCCCAGAUGUUGACAUGCAUCAAGGUUAAACGGAAGGAAAAACAGAAUAAUGGAUACAUUUGAGGAAUUGGAUGACUUGCUUUCGGUGUUUGGGUUAGGCGAACCACCCACACAUGCCUCACAAGAUCAGUCUUCCGGUAGAACAUCGCCGACUUUUGCUACUGAAACCUCACUAGAAGAGCGUGUUAACCGUUUCUUUAUAGCAGUGGCGGUUACAGAAGAGGCUUGCCAAGCAGACGACACAGAGGAUCAACAUGACGACCAUGUCCCUGUGACCAAUGAAUAUGAUCCUCAGAGUGAUAUAGAUGACGUCUCAACUAAAAUAAAUACAGGUUGUCCUUGCAAAAGGAAUUGUUAUCUGAACUUUACUGUGGACCGAAUUCAGACGCAUAUUCUUAGUCUACGAGAGAUGUCCAAGAAUGAAAAAGAAAUGCUUCUAAUGGGGACAUUAAAACGGAUAGGUGACAAUUCCAGAUGUAAAAAUAAAGAAAGAACGCGACAAAGAUAUGACUAUUAUUUCGAUGGCAAAAAGAUCUGUCAAGAAGCAUUUUCAUUUAUAUUUGACACUAAACAUAAGACCCUAAGAAACAUUUUGGCACACAUGAAAGAAUAUGGAACGGAACCGCGCGUUCAUGGUCACACAGGCAGACGAGCACCAAAUGCGUUUGCGCCAGACGUAAUUAGAAAUGCAAUCCAAUUUCUAAUCAACUACGCAAGUGAAGUCGGCCUUCCCCAGCCGGCAGCUCCCAGAGGUCGCAGUGAUGAACCUCCAAUAUAUUUGCCGUCGUCGGACACAAAGCUUUCAAUCCAUCAACAGUACAAAGAGGUGUGCAUAGAGAAUGACAAACUAUACGUUGGUUUAACAACAUUCAAAGACCUGUGGUCAACAUGUGUUCCGCAUAUAAAGAUAAGUUCACCAAUAGAAGAUGUGUGUCGCACUUGCGAAGAUUUUAGACAAGAAAUUAAACUUGCUAUGAGUGAAGAUGAUAAGUUGUCGGCGACAGGAAGAUAUCAAUCACAUAUUCUACAAGCUAGAAAGGAGAGGGACGUGUACAAGAAAUGUGUAGAAAGGUCAGCUGAAAUGUUUAGGAAAAGACAAGAACUUGGUCCAUCUGCGGGAGACGAUUUUUCAAUGGACGAUAUACAUUAUACAUUUGACUUUUCCCAGUACGUCAAAUUGCCACAUCACUCCAGAGAAAAGGGGCCGACAUAUUUUAUUCAGCCCGUCAAGGUACCGAUAUUGGGUUUCCGGGUAGAUGGUUGCUGUCAGUCGUGA
Molecule: messenger RNA, 1356 nt
Organism: Mercenaria mercenaria
Lineage: Eukaryota; Metazoa; Mollusca; Bivalvia; Venerida; Veneridae
Exons: 3
Coding region: 130-1356 (408 amino acids)
Source: RefSeq, a predicted model, not a curated record